Molecule: messenger RNA, 1273 nt
Organism: Aquila chrysaetos chrysaetos
Lineage: Eukaryota; Metazoa; Chordata; Aves; Accipitriformes; Accipitridae
Exons: 3
Coding region: 1-906 (301 amino acids)
Source: RefSeq, a predicted model, not a curated record
AUGCUAGGGGCAAGAACGGCACUGCUUACGAAAUUAAUUCGGUUUAUCAGCAUUGCUAGUGCUUUCGUGCAGGCAGCAGCAUCUUGCCCAGCAUCAGGGAGCGUCUGCCUAGCGUGGGCAGGGACCGCCGCGCUGGCGAAGCGUGGUGUUUGCGCUGUGUCAGGUUUUGUGCGGUCACUCGGAGACGCAUCUGACUCCGCCGUCUUUGAUGUUCAACUUCUGCAAAGGAACGUGACAAGGUACUUCCGCCCGGCCUCUUGCUUCUUCCUGGAGCAGGGAAGGAAGGAAAGCACUUCGGGCAGGGAUAGGCGCUCCGUCGGCCGACUGCCUCCCCGACCGAGUCCGUACGUCAGGAGGCCCCCUGCAAGCCCAGUGGGCACGAGGAGACGGGGGGCGCGGGACGGCGCCUCCAGCCCGGCGGAGCAGCACUGCGUCCCCACGCGUGCUUUGCUCUUCCUGCAAACAACUCUGCUACGCCGGAGGAGUUACCACGCAGCGGCGGUGCACAGGCAGGGAGGCCGCCGGCCGCCCCGGAGGAGCGCCACGCUCGCGGAUGGGCGCGAUACCGACCCCACGCAGGGAACGGUGCCGCCCCGGGAAUAUAUUAAGCAAAUUGAGCGCCGCGGCUCCGCCCCCGAGGCGGGCAGCUCGAGCGGCUGCUGGGCGCGGAGCCGCGCCCCCCGCGACGCCGCCGGCAGCGCCUGCGCGGGGCGGGGCGGGGCGGGGCGAGCAGGGCGGGAGCCGGGGGCGCCGGCGGCGGGGCGCUCUAGCGCCGCCUUGUGGCCAGCGCCCCGCGUCACCUCAGUUGCCUGCCAGCGGGAAAACGGGAGCUUUUGCCGGUUGCCCCCCGAAUCGGCGUGUACCUCGUCACCCGGUAACGGCCGCCAGCUGGGCAGCUGUCCGUAAGGAACCGACAGCACGUUCUUAAGCUGUUCUAGCAGCCCGCAGAGGAAACGGGAGUCAUUUCUGAUGACUGCAGCUUCCUGUACUCCCGCAGAAAAACAGGGCCGGUUUUCCUUUCCGUUGGUUGGUUUCUUUUGCACGCCAACAGCGUUCGUGCGUUUGCUCUAGCCGGUCCUCGUCAGCGAGGUCUGACAAUCCAAGACCAGCAUCCCAAUUGCUAGAGACCAGGACAGCAGCCGGCAGGCGGACCCAGAGGUUUCAGAACUGACAGGACUGCACAAACACUUCCUGCCACAGCCGGUUCUUUGAAAUUCUUUCUUUCUUCCCCUAGGGUUAAUGAAACGUUAAUAAACUCUCAUUCAUUCAAAUA